Messenger RNA from Cylindrotheca closterium, 1065 nucleotides. The record is from the annotation of a GenBank genome assembly. NCBI's taxonomy places the organism in Eukaryota, Bacillariophyta, Bacillariophyceae, Bacillariales, Bacillariaceae.
AUGACAAAGUGUCUACCACUUUUGAAUCCUGUAGUAACUCUUGGAGAUUCUUACUGUCUACCGUCGGCAUAUAACAACCAAAAGACCAUGACAGCAGCAGCAGCACCACCACCACCACCAGCGGCAGCAAACAAGACAACUUUGGCAGUCAUCAACGAUGACGAAGAGACCAACCUCAAGGAAGCUCUUUUGGACAAACCUUCAUCCGAAGAAUCAUCCUCCACGCUGGCUCCUGGACAAGUAAAAGAAAUUGGUGACUUUGCUCAUUGGGGUCCUUGCAAGAAAUCCAUUUUCCUCAUCGUCAUCAUGUGUAUGAAUUGUGUCACAGUGUGGAACAUCAUUGGUCCGUAUGUGGAACCCAAUCAAGUCUUGCCAUUGGUGCCGUUGUCGUCCACCCAGCAUGCUUGGGCGCACACUGAUAACGAAGAAGAAGGAGAAGACGAAAACAGUGAUGCCGCAUUCCUCAUGGACUUUGAAAUUGUCAAAAUGGAAGACGUCCUAGCCGCAACCAAUCACAAUCACAAUCACAAUCACAAUCUGAGCAAUCAUCAUCCAUCCACUACCACUACCACAGGAGGAGAAGUCCAAGGCCCCAUUCCACCACCCUUUCAUCCCCAUCAUUCCGCUUCCGUGACGUAUUCGUCUCGGAUGGGACCCGACGGCAGUGUGGAAUACCGCCGCGACAUUAAUGCUCCUUGUGAAUUUGGCAUGCUCAUCUUUAGCAUCGGCCCGGCCAAGGACGAAUUGCCCUAUACCUACGAACUCUACAAUGAUGCUUACCUAUACAGUGACAACAAUGGACUUUGCAUGUUUUAUCCCAGUUACAAUGGGUAUCAAACAUCUUCGAGUCCACUGCAGAAUCCUACCGAUCCACUCCAAGUCAUAUUGAAACCAUUGGACAAGAGCAUUAUGCAUUGGAUUUCAAGUCGAGUCUUUGAUCCUCAUCGCUCCAAGAAGACUUAUGAUCGAACCAAGGUGGGAGAUUUUGCCAUUAUUGCCAAGUACAACUUUUAUGAUCCCGGUUUCUACAAGGGACUCAAGGCAUCUAUCAAUGCUUGGAAAUAG